CUGUCCUUCGAGGUAGUAGUUCAAGAAUUAGAGUAGAGGGCGGAGAAGAUCAGGCUUAGCAUUUGAGGGUGUGUUAUUGCUGAGGUAUGGGAGGUGUAUAUUGAUAAUGGCCUAUGACAGCAGAGUAUAUGGAUAAAGAUUGAAUGUUUGUGUGAUUAUGGAAGCAAAUGGGAGCGUUUUCAAUGUUUCAUGGCAGAAACCAAAUUUUCCAAGAAAUUUUGACAAAAAUUACAAUGGAUCCCCAUAUGAAGCAGCUGCAGGAUAGUUUGGUCGAGAUUGAAACAGAAGCUGAGCAUCUGCUCUUGGCACGUCACCAGCUUGUUGAAAAUGACAAAUUGCGAAACGGUAACAGAGAAGCCUUGACAGCACUCCGCAAGAGAGCUUGCACAACCAAAAGCAGUGUUCCUUCUCCUUUUGAGGCAUUAAUGAAAGAAAUAGAAGGAGCGAGAGAACCAUUGGUGAAAGAAAUAUGUUCAACUUGUGGGAACCAUGACUCUAAGGAGCAUACGUGGAUGAUGUUCCCAGGGUCUGAUAUCUUUGCUCUUGUGCCUUUUCAUGUGGCUCAUACCAUCUUAGAGAAAGAUCAAGAAAGACUGGACUAUGAGACCAAGAAGCUGCAGAGCUAUGUGAAAGAGAAGUCCUUCUCCAUCUCUGAAAAAGGAGCUCUAGCUGAUAGAAUUAGUCCCGGUGUUGUGAAGUCUCUGGUCUCCCUGACAGACAAAUCUAAGUAAAUUCUCACAGGGUUAAUGCACAACCAUAUUAUUUUCAUCUUGUAUUUUCAAGCCUGUUUUACUUGCCGCUUCUGGUUUGCUUUGUGUCGUAAAUUCUGCAAUUGGACAGAUGAUUAUAAUUUAAAUAACUUUAUUUAAGAAUUUUUUUUUCUUCAAGGUGAAGUCUGACAUGAGAUCAUCUAUGCAUGAGUCUGAUCUCUGAUGUUUGUGUGGUAUAUUACAGAGGUUUAUAAUAGAGGACAAUAAUUAUGGAUUUUCAUUCCA
Messenger RNA from Dioscorea cayenensis subsp. rotundata (Guinea yam), 995 nucleotides. RefSeq lists its product as uncharacterized. NCBI's taxonomy places the organism in Eukaryota, Viridiplantae, Streptophyta, Magnoliopsida, Dioscoreales, Dioscoreaceae. The record is from RefSeq and is a predicted model, not a curated record. The transcript has 5 exons. Bases 168 to 731 code for a protein of 187 amino acids.